AUGAUCAAACGCUCUUCGCGACCUCCACCCAUCAGAUCCAGCGAGAGUCCUAUCGCCCCGGACUCAGACGACCUGGCUACAUACGACCCUUCUGAAGGGCACGCACCGGACACGCAGUCCUUGUCCGCUUCCAUCACCGACUACCCAACGCACUGGGGUCGGCGCUACCAUCGCUACCGCGAAGGCUCCUACCUCUUCCCCAACGACGAGCCAGAGUCCGACCGGCUAAACGACCAGCACGAGAUAUUCAGCCAGUAUUUUCAGGGUAAACUGUACUGGGCACCGCUCGACCCGGAAACAUGCUUCAACGUCCUUGACAUCGGCACGGGCACUGGCAUUUGGCCGAUUGCUCUCGCCGAGUCGAAUCAGCUGCCCAACGCCAGCAUUACGGGCAUUGACCUCUCCGCCAUUCAGCCCGAGAUGGUGCCCGAAAAUGUCACGUUCGAGAUCCAAGACUGUUCCGACGCGGACUGGCUGCGCGACCCAGGCCAGAUGGACUACAUCCAUUCGCGCUUCAUGCGGCUCCAUCAUCUCAUGGAAGCAAUUGAUCCGUACGUCCUACAGCCACUUGCGACCUGGCACUGGGCAUCUCGAGCUGCACGAGAUCGACCCGCAACCACAGUGCGAUGA
Messenger RNA from Cyphellophora attinorum, 630 nucleotides. RefSeq lists its product as uncharacterized. The transcript has a single exon. Bases 1 to 630 code for a protein of 209 amino acids. The record is from RefSeq and is a predicted model, not a curated record. Lineage: Eukaryota; Fungi; Ascomycota; Eurotiomycetes; Chaetothyriales; Cyphellophoraceae.